AUGGCUGGCCUGCCUCUCACCCUGACCGAACACGCCCACGCUCGCUGGAUCGAUCAGCAGAAAGCCGAUAAACUCAACUUCAUUAAAGACGUGUGCUAUUGGCUAAGACUCUCCCUCGUUGCUUCGACUCUUCAGAUCAUUCUUUUCACCUCUGUUGCCAUCAUGGCACUAUCCGAAGACCACGACCUCGAGGAUUGGCUCCCUCUCGCCUGCGGAUUCCGUGUCACGGCUGUUAUGUUUUCCGAAAUUCCUUUCGUCUAUGGAAAAACCAUGUGGUUUUCCAUCUGUAUUCAGUAUCGUCUUCCCAGCCAUGCGAUCGAAUUCGGUUCGACGAUGAGUCUGGUCCAACAGUUCGUUCUCAUUUGGGUCAUUGAGCCGACGAUGAUUCAGGUUUGGCGCGCUCAUCAAGCAGAGGAGCCUCUUCUCGGACAGAGCACUGGCGCUCUGCUGGCGACGUUCGGGUUCGUCACCGCCAUUGUCGCGAUGCGAAAGAUGGCUCAGCGAUCACGUUUUCUCACCGAACUUGUAGUUUGCCUUGAGUGA
Molecule: messenger RNA, 543 nt
Organism: Colletotrichum destructivum
Lineage: Eukaryota; Fungi; Ascomycota; Sordariomycetes; Glomerellales; Glomerellaceae
Exons: 1
Coding region: 1-543 (180 amino acids)
Source: RefSeq, a predicted model, not a curated record